Messenger RNA from Galleria mellonella (greater wax moth), 1999 nucleotides. RefSeq names its product putative fatty acyl-CoA reductase CG5065. Gene Ontology annotation, molecular function: alcohol-forming very long-chain fatty acyl-CoA reductase (NADP+) activity. Gene Ontology annotation, cellular component: peroxisome. The record is from RefSeq and is a predicted model, not a curated record. The transcript has 14 exons. Gene Ontology annotation, biological process: long-chain fatty-acyl-CoA metabolic process. Lineage: Eukaryota; Metazoa; Arthropoda; Insecta; Lepidoptera; Pyralidae. Bases 281 to 1849 code for a protein of 522 amino acids.
UGAAUUACAAUACGCGACACUUGACCGUCGGAAUUGGUCGCUUUUUCAAUUGGAAGACUAUUAUUUAGGUGAUCAAUACUUAGAGACUGUUUUGUCAAAUAUUUAAAUUUGGAAUGUUUUUGAAAACAUCAUUCGAAAUUUAAAGGGUUAUUCAACCGCUUCACUUGUCGUCGGAAUAGCUAAUAUUUUUUUUUUAUUGACAUAACCUUUCGCUAAACAGUGCAGUUGUUCUAAGUCAACGUAUAGGGUUUUCAGUGUUUAAAUUUGGAAUUGUUGAAAAAUGGGAUUUUUGGAAAGAGAUAUGACCGAUGCUCCGACGAUAACUGAAUAUUUUCGAGGGAAAACCAUAUUCAUAACGGGAGGAUCUGGUUUUAUGGGAAAAGCUCUUAUCGAGAAGCUUCUGUAUUCAUGUUCUGAUCUAGACAGAAUAUAUAUAUUACUGAGAAGCAAGAGAGGUGUCAAAUCUGAAGAUAGGCUCUCCAAAGUGUAUGAGUCAUUUUGUUUCGACCGCCUGAGAGCGGAGAAGCCAAAUAUCUUCAUGGAGAAGGUGUUCAUUGUCUCCGGCGAUGUAAUGGAGCCUGGCUUAGGUUUAUCACAAGAGGACAGAGCUCUUCUAGUCAACCGAGUCAACAUCAUAUUCCACGUCGCAGCCAGUGUCAGAUUUGAUGACUCGUUGGCGUUUGCUGCUGGCAUGAAUCUCGGUGGCACGAAGAAGUUGAUAGAUUUUGCGAAGGAGGUCAGAGAUCUGUCUGCUCUAAUCCACGUGUCAACGUCAUAUUCUAAUUGCAACAGAAACGUGAUAGAAGAGAAGAUCUACCCUCCUUACGCGGACUGGCGCGACACUUUGCAAAUAUGUGACGAGCUCGACGACCAUACGUUACAAACGUUGACUCCUAAGUACAUAGACAGUAUUCCCAACACUUAUGCGUUCACAAAGCAACUGGCGGAACAUGUGGUAUACGAACAAAAAGGUCUUCUGCCCGCCGUCAUCGCCCGACCGUCUAUAGUAAUUUCAAGUCUCAAAGAGCCAAUGCCUGGUUGGCUGGACAACUUCAAUGGACCAGUCGGCUUGAUGAUUGCCAGCGGUAAAGGUUUACUACGUAGUCUGCACACUGAUCCUGACCUGAUCGCCGACUAUAUACCUGUAGAUAUUGCUAUCAAGACCAUAAUUUGCAUGGCCUGGAUGCGAGGAACGAAAAAGUUGGAGAUCACAGAUGAUAUACCAAUAUACAACUGUUGCGCGGGCACACUGAAUAACAUCACAAUGGCCGAAAUGGUUGAGUUUGGCAGAAAACUAGUCCACGUAAUGCCCAUAAAUGAUGCGCUGUGGAGCGUAGGUGGUUCUAUCACCACAUCUCCAACAAAACAUUACCUUAAGGUGUUAUUCCUUCACUGCUUGCCUGCAAUACUUGUUGACACUGUGUUGUGGCUUCUUGGUAAAAAACCGAUGCUGUUAAAAGUACAACGAAGGAUUUAUAUAGCCAACAUGGCUCUCAGAUACUUUAUAACUAAGCAAUGGACAUUCAUAAACAACAAUAUAGUUGAGCUCCGUUCUUGUAUCAAGAAGGAAGAUCACGGGCACUUCUACUACGACAUGGAGACGGUGGACAAACACAUGUACUUCAGGGAUUGCUGCAUUGGCGGCAAGAAAUAUUUGUUGAGGGAAAAAGAGGAGGACUUGCCUAAAGCUAAGGCCCAUUAUCAAAGAAUGGUAAUCUUAGAUAAAGCGGUACAAAUGUUUUUCUAUGGCUACAUUUUUUGGUGGACAAUGAACACUGAUGUCGUACGGGGUUGGUUCAACACGGCCCAGGACAUCCUCGCCUAUCAUAAUGACUUCGAAUACUAUUGAUUUGUAUUGUACAAUAACUUGCCCUUGGACUACAUAUUGUAUAAUGAACCUUACUACAUCUGUUUGUAUAAUACUGCAGUAAUAAUGGUGGUGAAUAAUAAAUUGUGAUGUUUUGUGACGUUUUUAAUAAAAAAAGUUUUCAUUAAUUUA